Messenger RNA from Molossus molossus (Pallas's mastiff bat), 1040 nucleotides. It is a transcript of the gene TMEM128, whose product is annotated as transmembrane protein 128. The coding region runs from base 14 to 511 and encodes 165 amino acids. NCBI's taxonomy places the organism in Eukaryota, Metazoa, Chordata, Mammalia, Chiroptera, Molossidae. The transcript has 5 exons. The record is from RefSeq and is a predicted model, not a curated record.
UAGAGGCGCCAAGAUGGACGCCCUGCGCGCCCGGGAGCAGCUCCGGCGGCGCUACCUGUUCUCGCUCGACGCCGAGGCCUCGCGGGACGGCAGAGACCACGCCGGGCCGGGAACCUCUGCAGCUGCUGAGAAAAAGCAGAAACCGCUUCCGAGACUUAAUAUUCAUUCAGGAUUCUGGAUAUUGGCAUCCAUUGUUGUGACCUAUUAUGUUGAUUUCUUUAAAACUGUUAAGGAAAACUUUCACACUAGUAGUUGGUUUCUCUUUGGCGGUGCCUUGUUACUUCUCAGCUUGUCCAUUGCACUGUACUGCAUUCUCUACCUGGAAUGGUGUCGUGGGAUUGCAGACUAUGAUGUCAAGUAUCCAGCCUUGAUUCCCAUUACAACUGCUGCUUUUAUCGUAGCGGGACUUUGCUUCAACAUCGCUCUGUGGCCCGUGUGGUCGUUUUUCACCCCGCUGGUGUUGUUUACCCAGUUCAUGGGCGUCGUAAUGUUGAUCUCACUCCUUGGAUGAUUUCUGAAGGUUCCAGGGCAUGAAAAUGUAGCGCCAACGAUGAAACAUCCAGCUGGCUGAAAGCUUGCUGAACAUGGAAAAGCAUCUCGAGUGAGUGGUUUUCUGGGAAGAAUUGUAACUUCAUUGAUCUGUGGUUGAAAUCAGAAUAAAUUAUAUUUUAUUUGCAUAGUCUUAAACUCAGAUGAUUAUUGAAUUGUUCAGAUUCAGAGUAGGAAUAUUCUCUUCAAAAUGGAAAUAACUAAUCUGCAGUGUUCAUCUUUGAGUCUGGGGAAGCGUUGGUGUACAGUUAAGUGAAGCUUCGCCAUAGGUGUGGCGCGCGUGCCCCGCGUUGUGGAUGGAGCUUCACUCCGCGCGGGGGCGGCGCGCCUGUGCCUUCACCGCAGGUGGGCAGGUGCCGGAGCUCCCUUGUUAAAGCCUCGCUGGGCGAGGACCGCUGAACGGACUUCAUGCAUUCCUGCCACUUUGGAUUUUGUCAUUGUGUAAAUUACUGGGUUUUUAGCAUGUUUAACGUACGAACUUUUAAUGAUCU